AUGCAAAAGCAACAGAAUACAAAUCGUGAAAAUAUUCUACUUCAAGGUUUUCAUUCUAUUGUACGCAAUGAAACACCUGUACAAAUGAAUAAUAUUACUAUUACAAAAAAUCGUUUAAUUGAAGAAUUUUUCACUCUUGAUAAUUUACUUGAUUCCAAAUUGAAUAUGGAUAUCAUAUUGAAUGAGAAUCAAUUUCUUCCAUCAGAAUUGAAUGAAUAUGAAUAUUGGACAAUUGAAUGGUUACAAAAACAUUUAGAUGUUUUAACAGAAUUUGGACAAAUUCUUGUUAAAAAAAGUAGAACAUCUUCACUUCAUAUAGUCAUUGAAGAUAUACUACCGAUAACACGUUUAUGGAAUGGUUAUUUACAAGCUUGUUCAUUGUCACAUUUGAAUCAUGAAUUCAUUUAUGAUGAUGAUACCAAUGGGAAGAUGUUAAAAACGCAUUUCUAUUGGGAUAUGUAUAUUGUAUUGAAAAAACCAAGUCAAUAUCAAGUUAGACCGUAUUCAUUAAAUGAAAAACCGAUCACUUACAUUCCAAAUUACUUUUAUAUUGCUAUACCUUCAAUUAAUAGUGAAAAGACUGGACUACCUGGUGAAAUCUUGCUUGAGACAACAAAGAAGCAAGAUACCAAUGAUCAGUAUGAUUUGUUUCGAAGUUGUGAAAAUUUUGAUUUUAAAAAUCUAUCACAUCAUUGGAAUUUUAUUUCACCACAGAAAAUUUGUCAAUCAUUAUUUACUACACUGGUACCAGAGAUAUUAGAUUCAUCUUUGUUUAGUGAAGCGGGUGAAACAGGUUUGAAGGUGAUCAGUUGGAGAAGUUUAUUUGGAGAGGAUGUAGAUAAAGCAACUGCCUUGGGUUUUUAUCCUAUUGAGGUUAUAUUCGAUUCAAACACUUUAGGCAUCAAUCCACUAUAUUAUUCACCUGAAAUUUGGAAAAGUCAACAAAUUCAACGAGGUGGUAUUAUAACCCGUAGAAUACAACUCAGUAGAAGUAUGAAUCUUGUGUUAACACCUAAUAUUGAUUCAAAAUCAGAUAAAAGUUAUCAAUCAUCAACUAUAACACCGUCAACAUGGAUAAAAAUGAGAAUAUGCUUUUAUCCAGUCUAUUCAUUCAAUGAUUUACUUGCCAAUACAUCAAAAACUCUAAUCACAUCAUCAUCAUCAACAACAACAACAACAAGUCGAUAUACAUCAAUUUACUUGAAGCAUAAUUUUCUUAAACCAAUCAACACCUUGUGUAUAUAUCAAAAUGGAUUGAAUUUUUCAAAUUUACCUUUAUGGGAAAUAUCAAGUUGUCUAACAGAAGAGAAUCUAUUAACAACAAUUGAUAAUACUGAUCAUGGUAUACGUCGUAAAGCAUUGAGGUGCCUUAUAAAUCUUUGUAUAACAAGUGAUUACUAUACAAAUACAAAAUUGACAAAAGUAUUUACAAUAAGAAAUUUAAUUCAUACAUGUUUACAUUUAUUUCUUGAACAGUUAAAUCAAACUGUACAAGAUCAAUAUAAAAAUAUAUGUCAAAAUCAACAGAAAAUGAUUAUUAUCCCUUGGCAACAUAUUCAUUUCACUUAUAUAAUUAAUCAAUUAAUCAAUAAAAUGAUAAUUAUUCUUAAUGAACAAGAAUUAGCCUCAUUCACUAGUCCUGAAAGUAAUAUUUUCAAUGUGAAUAAUUAUUAUUUAAUGAAAGAGAAUAUGAAACAAUCAUAUUCUAUUCUGAAUACUUGGCUUCGUAGUCCAUCAGAAUUGAAGAAGAUUAUCCAGAAGUUGAAUGAAAAUCUACGUGAAUUGAUGAGUUAAAAUUAAAAAUUAUUUUAUUUAAUCAAAUUUUAUUUAUAUUUAAUCAGUCAAUAAACUUAUUAUUCAGUCUACCCAUUUUGUAUUUAUCAACUGACUAAUCAGAUGAACAAGACACACUUUCAUCACUUCAAUUUUAGUUUUAUGUGAGAGGCAUUCAAACUUGUCCGUGUAGCGAGUGAUACAGGAAGGAUACUUAUCUACUUCAAAUAGUUUCAUUGAAUAAUUUCUGAUGCAUAAUAACAUCAAAUUAGCUGCAAACAGGAUUCUUCUACAUACGCGAUUUUUUGACUCCUUUUGGAGUACACACUUACACCUCAUUUCACCAGAAUUCAAGCGGAAUGAACCACUUUUGCUUCAUGAAUCAACGUAGCAGUUCCAAGCGAUAAAAAUAAACAUUGUAAGACAUCAAGUCUCUGAGUUCGUUAUACUUUAAUGAAAUCAACAUUCACUGAAACUAACUACACUUUCUGAUAUCUUGGUCAAGUUCGUUAUUUAAACGACCUAAAUCAUCUCAAGAUACUUUUGAACAGGUAAUGAAUUGUAUUUAGUGAAAUCAUGCCAAAAACAAAAAACUAAUGAAGAUGAGUUUCAUCUGAUAUCUGAUGUUCCUUGGUUGACUGCAUCACUCAAUCGUUUCACAAGGUAAUUGAGAAGUAACGAAUAAGGGACUUCGGAAUUGAUCUAGUCAAAUCGCACAGUUAGCUUAACCAACUCACUAGUUAUCAUCCAGUGCUUUUUCAUAACACAAAUCAUGUCAGUUUGUUUCUGACUAAUUGUUGAGAACAGCCCUUUCAACUGUUAUCUUUCUCAUCUAUAUCAAAUCAAUCCCAUAUAUAUUACUCUUACUUAGCUAGCUAGUACUGAAACAUGUAUAGCUAGUCAACAUAUUCACUCCUCAGAUUACUCUCAGGCCUUUCACUUUACACAUUAUAAACUGUCAUAGUUAUUAUUAACAAUCAGUAGAAAUUGUAGCGUUAAAAGUUGAAUCUUGUAAAGAAUGAUGUUCCCAAAAACUUGAUUUUCAUCUUGCUUCUUGAGUUGAUAUACAUUAAUGAGGAGAAAUGAAGAUUUCAAAACUUAUCCUAUGCACACUGG
Messenger RNA from Heterobilharzia americana, 2889 nucleotides. The record is from the annotation of a GenBank genome assembly. Lineage: Eukaryota; Metazoa; Platyhelminthes; Trematoda; Strigeidida; Schistosomatidae.